Messenger RNA from Lichtheimia ornata, 324 nucleotides. RefSeq lists its product as uncharacterized. The transcript has a single exon. The coding region runs from base 1 to 324 and encodes 107 amino acids. NCBI's taxonomy places the organism in Eukaryota, Fungi, Mucoromycota, Mucoromycetes, Mucorales, Lichtheimiaceae. The record is from RefSeq and is a predicted model, not a curated record.
AUGCGAAAAAGACGACAACAUGAACGAUGGUUAAGAUGGCGUGAUACACCGUCGCACAUUGUACUCAAUCCUCGUGGGUUUUGCUUUGUAUCCGCUCGGUUCAUGUGGGAAUGGGAAAGGUUCAUUGAAGGUUGGAGAACGGAGCCACCAUUGGAAGAGACAAUCAAUGGCGAGCAUCAUCGUGCAUGGUCACAAUCGGAUAUUCGGUUCGAUCCAUUUCUGCCAGAAGCUACUGAUCUCCUCAUGGUAUCCACUGAGACAUGGGAAUAUCUUGAAAAAGCAUACAUAGUAGCAGGCCCCAUGAUCACUGAAGGUAUAAUAUAA